This is a messenger RNA of Abrus precatorius (Indian licorice), 1890 nucleotides long. Its product is annotated as cysteine-rich receptor-like protein kinase 3. Gene Ontology annotation, biological process: protein phosphorylation. Gene Ontology annotation, molecular function: ATP binding; protein kinase activity. The coding region runs from base 1 to 1881 and encodes 626 amino acids. The record is from RefSeq and is a predicted model, not a curated record. The transcript has 9 exons. Lineage: Eukaryota; Viridiplantae; Streptophyta; Magnoliopsida; Fabales; Fabaceae.
AUGUCUCUUCCGACGUUUUUGCUUAUCUUCCUUUGUUACUGCACACUUCCUUCUCUUGCUGAUCCAAGAGCCACAGAAGCUGCAGUGCUGUGCACCAACAGAACUACUCCAAUGCCUCAGCAACAUGUUUUCUUAACAAACUUUUACAAUGCCUUGGAAGCCUUAACCGCUCUUGUUACAAGGCAAAGAUAUGCAGUUGUUGUAAAAGGGUCUUCUCAAAAUGUCACUGUUUAUGCUUUUGGUGAGUGCAUGAAAGAUCUUUCCAAACCUGAUUGUGAUGUAUGCUUUGCACAGUGCAAGACACGUGUUCUUAAGUGUUCUCCAUUUCAGAGAGGCAUUUGUGGUGGCAAGCUCUUCUUUGAUGGGUGCUAUCUGCGGUAUGAUGGAUACAACUUCUUCAAUGAGAGUCUUAGUCCUCAAGACAUGACUGUGUGUGGUGCCAAAGAGUUUAGUGGGAAUUGGAGUGUUUAUAAGGCCAAUACUGAGGAGCUAGUGAGAAGUUUGAGCUUGGAAGCACCAAAGAAUGAUGGGUUCUUUGUGGGGUAUGUGAGUCUAAGGAAUGUUACUGUUUAUGGGUUGGCUCAAUGCUGGAAGUUUGUGAAUGGCAGAGCCUGUCAAAACUGUUUGGCUAAUGCUGUUACUAGGAUUGAUUCAUGUGCUUCAAAAGAAGAAGGAAGGGUAUUGCAUGCUGGAUGUUACUUGAGGUAUUCGACACACGUGUUCUAUAAUCAUUCAAACAACAUUUCCCCUCAAGUGAAUCAAGGAAGUAGAAAUCUUGGUAUAAUUGUGGCUGCAUCAUAUGCUGCAGUGGCUCAUCUGCUGGUUGUUGCCAUAGUUAUUUUCUUUGUAUGGACAAACGUCCUGAAGCGGAAGAGAGAGAGAAGACAGUUUGGUGCACUUUUGGACACAGUGAACAAGUCUAAACUAAAUAUGUCAUAUGACAUUCUUGAAAAAGCCACAAAUUACUUCAAUGAUUCUAAUAAGCUAGGAGAAGGAGGAUCAGGUUCAGUUUAUAAAGGAGCUCUGCCUGAUGGAAGAACCGUGGCUAUAAAAAGGCUUAGCUUUAACACAUCACAAUGGGCCGAUCAUUUUUUCAAUGAGGUCAAUUUGAUUAGUGGCAUUCAUCACAAAAAUCUGGUGAAGCUUUUAGGUUGCAGCAUUACAGGACCUGAAAGCCUUCUUGUUUAUGAAUUUGUGCCUAACAAUAGCCUUUAUGAUCACCUAUCUGGCAGAAGGAAUUCUCAACAGUUGACAUGGGGAGUUAGGCAUAAAAUCAUAUUGGAAACAGCAGAGGGCUUGGCCUAUCUUCAUGAGGAAUCACAAAGAAUCAUUCAUAGAGAUAUAAAAUUAAGCAACAUUCUGCUUGAUGAUAACUUCACACCCAAGAUUGCUGAUUUUGGACUUGCUAGAUUAUUUCCAGAAGACAAGUCUCACCUUAGCACAGCCAUUUGUGGCACACUGGGUUAUAUGGCUCCAGAAUAUGCAGUUCUUGGAAAGUUAACUGAGAAAGUAGAUGUCUCCAGUUUUGGAGUUCUAGUCAUGGAAAUUAUAUCAGGCAAAAGGAGUAGAUCCUUCGUUCAAAACUCAUACUCCAUCCUACAUACGGUCUGGGGCCUUUAUGUAUCAAAUAAGCUAUGUGACAUUGUCGAUCCAAUUCUAGAGGGAAAUUAUCCAAUUGAGGAAGCAUGCAAACUCCUUAAAAUAGGGUUGCUUUGUGCACAAGCAUCUUCAGAACUUCGACCAACAAUGUCAGUAGUUGUGAAAAUGAUUACUAACAAUCAUGAAAUUACUCAGCCAACACAACCACCGUUUCUCAAUUGUGGUAGUGAAGAAUUCAGCAAAUCUACUUUACGAUAUACAAGUCUUCAGGGGACAGCAUGACCGAAAGUC